Photinus pyralis (common eastern firefly) is the source of this 6259-nucleotide messenger RNA. RefSeq lists its product as uncharacterized. Bases 272 to 4276 code for a protein of 1334 amino acids. NCBI's taxonomy places the organism in Eukaryota, Metazoa, Arthropoda, Insecta, Coleoptera, Lampyridae. The transcript has 15 exons. The record is from RefSeq and is a predicted model, not a curated record.
ACAUUUGACAUCUGGGUGUAGAUAGAAAAUUAAAAUAAUUAGCAAUUUUCCACUUAAUAACGAUUUAAAUUCCAAAACGUUUUCAUAAUGUAUUUAUUCAAAGACAGUAUAUCUGUAAAGUGAUCGGAAUGCGCGGUUUUUUGUGUUUAGAUUGUCUGCAACCGUCGUCCAAUCAAUGGGGGCACCGUGAAGAAUUUUCAUUGACGAUGACACUUGAUGCAAAUUUUAGAAAUUACGCCUUCACCUCUUGAUUGAGGUCAAGCGUGCGCAAAUGAAUCGCCCAACUUCCGGGAAUAAAGUCCACAGGAGGGCCGAAUCGGGUGGACAUCAUCGUCAAAGCUCCUCCGGUUCCGGCCAUCACAGAUCCGAUUCGGCUCAAAGCUGCGACCUGGACAUUCAGCACGAAACGAAACAUCACCGCUCACGAUCGGGACCUUACGAGAAGAACGAGUUGCGGCACGAUUCCAGCGGAUCUCAACUGACGUCAAGAUCGAGCAUGAACGAGACACCCUACCCUCGUCCGACGUCGUUAUUUCCUACAAGUGGUGAUAGCAAUGACUCGUUACGUCUCGAGCGGGAGCCGUUAAAGUUCGAAGUUAAUUUGGUCGGUGCGCCGCCUGAAGUCGAGCAGCUUGUGAAUAACAUCAAACAGGUUGCGGAGCAGUUCUUGUAUCAUUGGAAGAUGUUCCCUAUCGUGCUUCCCGCGCCGAUUUUCCAAAAAGAUCUGCUCCCUCCCCCUCAGCAAAUCGCCUCGGAUGGUUCUUUAGGGAGGUAUAAGAUUAAGUACCACCUUAGGGAAUUAUACCUGCGAGAUCUUUUCGUGGCGCCGUCGUUUGACGAGCUCGACGCGGUCGCCGUCGAUUCCAAGGGUGAACCGAGGAAAUUAACCGGAAAGCAACUGGAAUCAAUUCGAGAGAGGGGCUUGCACAAGGAUAAGUAUGGAAAGCCUAAACGUUUGAACUCCCAACAACUUGACUCAAUCAGGCACUUAGGUCAAUUCGAAGUUGAGUCGCUUAAUUUUCCUGGCCAGCAACACUGUUGGAGGCUUUCGCAACUUUUACAAAAGGGCACCGAACGAAGUCACGCCUCUCUUCUAAACGAUUUAGCGUUAGCUGUGCGAUUUUUAGUUGUAACCGCUAAAGAGCGACUGAUUUCACAUUUCUUUAGCGUUUCCGAAGCAGUCAAGGCGCUCGUCAAAGGUUUGCUUCGUAUUAUAGAUCUUCUAAUAGGACUUCCCAGUCUACAAGCUCAUAAUUUAGACGCAAAAAUACGCGAGGAACGUUGUAAAUACUUAGUCGCCGAAUUAAUUUGUCGACCGGAAUACGAGGAAUCGUUAGAGAUAAUCUGCACGUACGUACGAAGACAGCUGAGGAGGGCGGCGACCGAGAAGUUCGAGGUGACCCGCGAAUGCACGCAGCCGCCGGUUUCGGUACCUUAUCGUUAUUUAACUCCGUCAAAUAUAGAACUAGACUUACGAUUAUGGGAUAGACUGUUAAUGCGAAAGGCUCUUCCCACUUUGGUAGCUAUUUUGGAGAGAGAAACGAGAGGCUGGUUCCUGCAUUUUCGCGAGCGCCUGAUCGCGGAACUUCGCGCGCAGAAAUUGCCGGACGAAGAUAUAGAAAAGGAAGUGAACGAAGCUGUAAUGAGGGAGUAUCUACAACGAGUUUACAACAGCAUUCACUCGCAUCCUGAUAUUGUCAGUUUAGGUGAAGGUAUACCUAAACUGUUUGUGGAACAAGCACAAAGUAUCGUAUUAAUGCAUAAGGCUUUAGAAAACGUCCAGCAUAGACUUUUAAAAUCGCAAGAAAACGUUAAAACAAGACUGUGCAACACCCACCCAGUUUUAUCGCGAAUAACGCCAUGGUUACAAUCGCGUUUGUUGGCCGCCGAGCAGAAAUUUAAGAACGACAAUCAGUGGAGCGGGCACGAGGAGGGUUUAACUUUGUGCAACUCCGAAAGGUUGCAUCAGGCCAGCUACUUUCUAAAUCGUGACCUCGCGUUUAUGCGUGAGCGAGAACCCGCCUUGCUACGCGAGUUACGUAAGGUCAAAACGCCGACGCGCAAUUUUUUGUGGCCGACGCAAAUUUGGGUGCCGACCCAUUGGAUUGUCCGACGCAAUUUCCAAGGUCAGUCCGAAAUUGUUCCUACUGUCUUAAGUAAGCAAGCGACGAGUAUAACAACUCCUAGAUCCGAUCCUAGUCAGCCGGUAUUUUUAGUUGAAAAAGAAACAGUGCGUACGACGACCACCAGAUGGCCGCUGUGGCGAAUUUUUAAUUACUUCCACCGUACCUGGUGUUGGACUUGGAACGCCGUAUUCUUCUUUGGAAUUAUCCUACCGUGGUGCAGUCCGAUCGGUUUGCGAGCCCUGUUUUGCAUUGAACCAUUCAUGCCAGAUUUGGAACUGUCACAAGUGAAUGGCACUUUAUUUCCUAGAAAAAGUAGCCUAACCGAGACGUUAACCUCGAGGUUGAUAACGUUGUGGAGGCACAUCUCGAAAUCUCGAACGUACUUCGAAACAAAACCGGAUACCGGAUUUAUAGGGAAGGGCUUCACGAGACACAUGAAUCGGAUUUGGAAUUAUUUCAUAAAAGGUUUAUUCGGGACGAUUGUCUUAAUUGUAAUUUUACCGAUUGUUUGCAUUGUUACCAUUGUUAGUAGUAUGUUUAUUGCCGCUACUGCCGUGGCAUGGAUGCCUGCAUUGACGUUAAUAAUACAGUUAACCAACGCCCUUAUUUAUGAUUUGGAUAGUCCCGAGCCGAAGAGGAAUCGAUUUUUUGUUAUAUUCGAAGCCGUCGUUUGGAAUAUAUUGAUAAUGGGAUGUCUGCAACCAUUUCUCGCCCUUUUUGUUGUUUUAAUCAUCUGUCCAAUUAUUUCAAUUGUCAUCUUGGCAGUGGGAAUCUCUCGCUAUUGGCUGAGAUUAUUGUGGGAUUCGAUCAUUUUCCACUUAAUAAUAAAGAAACGCGGAAGAGUACCGGCGAGCGAUAGCUUUGUGGUGAGGCGAGUGGCCGGACCGGGUUUGGCCUCCGACUAUUACUUCCAAAUACGUCCCGAACAGGCGCUGGCGGCGUUCGAGGCGAAAAUGGAAUGGGACGAACUCGCCGCCUACCAAAUCGUAAUGGAGCAGACGAUUUUGCAGCCGCAAAAGGACUUUAGUCAGUUUGUGGAGGCAUGUUUCGGUAGUUUCUCAACACAGCUGUCCAAAAGUGGGCCGUACAAGGUUCUGGAGAAGGAAGGGCAAGAUUUGAUAGCGGUUCUACACGAGAAGCUGGAGAGGAGAAGGCGCGACCUACAGACUGGGCUAAGUGUCAGUAUUAAGAGUAAAAUUAAACUGACAACUGCCGACUUGAAGAUUGCGAUUCAACAAGGUGCGCUCAUGUUGGAGCGUUUCUACCCAGUGCGCAUUUUGCCUAAGUUGGGUUGUACGGAGGAACAAUUUUGGGAGAGCCGCGGCUUGAGUGCGGGCGAUUGGGCCGGAUUGGCCAGCCUUCUGUACUCUGAAUUAUUCAGCUUGGAUAUUCUGACGCCCCUCGAUCACACCGAUACGAGUUUCCGGUUGGACCCGGAUCCGCAAGCCGACCUGAGUCGGUACACUGACAUGGUUCAUAGUGCUCAGUUGGGCGCAGGCGGUCCGGAUCUGCUUGGUAACGUAUAUACACCACGGGGAAACAUUCAGGUUCACUCGCCAUAUCUUGAGGUGUCCGCUUUUAAUCCGCGCUCUAAGUGGUCUGCGACUGGGAAGAAAGUGGAGAAAAAUGAGUCGAAAUCUGCGUUGGGGUCGUUAAAGGAAGGAACGAGAAUUAGUUUGUUGAUGCCUUGGAAGAAACAGCUACACCCGUGCAUGCCCGAUAAGUUGGUGAUCCCACUGCCCAUACCUCAUCCGGCGCAUAUUGCCAUUACAAUCUAUAAUCGCGAUUCUGACGAUCCUAUUUUAUUGGAAUCGGAAACGUGUCAAAAUAUCCUACGGGGAAUUGAAGAAAGUCACUCGUCACCUGAUGAUAUUGGUAUCAGCAGGUAUCGUGGAGGAGGCGAUGUUUUUGAAACUGCAAGUUCCAGCUCAGAGACAAUUGAAAGUGUAGAUAACGGUCUUGAUGACGUCAAGCAGAGCCAAUCAAUUAAUCAAGAUUCGACAGACGGCGUCUACCAAUGGACGCUUAGAGAUUGGGGUCAGCGCAAAAGAAAUAAUUCAGGUAGCAUCAGGGUGGAUUUGGCGAGUCCUGAGGAUGUCACCCUCGAUAGCGAUAGGGUUGUUUUUAGUACGUACGGUACCACUGUUUGAUCAGAUUUAUGUAACGUAAGUAGCUUUAUGUGAUUUAUUGAGCACUGAACUUUUCAAAUGUCAAUGUAGGGUUAUAUCAUAUUUUGAGUUAGGUGUUGUUUUAGAAAUUAUGCUCAAGGAAUAUGGUUCAAUUUGAUACAUAGAUUUUUGAGAAGUACCUUAUACAAAUUGCCUUUGUAUUCAUUUAUAACGUUAUUGCAAUUAGAGAUGCUUAUAGGUAUUGCCUGGUCGGGACCGGGGCGAUUUUGCCGAAUAGCAAUGGUCCAUUUUGAAAUUCUUGCUGGAGCUCUUCUUCAUGCAUGUUCCUCAAAGUUGGGUAUGGAAAUUUUUUACGUUUGCAGUAGCACUUGAUAGAAUAAUUGAUUAACAGUCAAUAAGUCAACACCAGAGUAAUCCAGAGAGUGCCCCAAAGUUCAAAAUCUAUUCAGUUCUUAUUUAAUUCACAGCUUAUCUGUGGGCGUGGUCAUAACAUAUUAAUUCUAAGGAGGUAGGUAUUACUAAAGUCACUAGAUAUAGAAAGUACCGCAAUCAUCCGCCAUUUUUGGGCAAAUUUGCUGCCAACUUAAAAAAAUUGACAAAUAAAAUCUGAAUAGCUGUAAUUUUUGAUAACCUAACUUCAUAGUACUGUCAUGUUCUAUAAAAAUAUCAUUGAACUAUAUACUCUGUAAAUGGAACGGAAUCGCCCAUAAAUCAGCCACUGCCAGGGGCCGUGGCAAAUUUUUGUGAGAGAGAGAUGGGUAGAGGUAGGUAUCCCUUACCUUGUUCCACUCAUGUGGGCUUAUGGGAUGGUUUAUACUACGUCUUACAUUUUGCUUAUUUUUAUCUAAAAUAAGUUAUUAAGAGAUUUGCAAGAAUGGUCAUGAACUGUGUUGCAUAUACGUGCAAUCAUUUUUAUAAUAAAAAUUCAAAUAUUCAAUUUCAUGGGUACGUUUUGAUAACAUUUUCCAACCUCGACGCACGCAUUUAUUAUUUUUGCGCAUGACGGGAUUUGCACCGCUCAGAUUUCUUUACUAAUGUACAGUCGUGGUCAGAAGUAAUGUCCUCCCUUAGAAACUGCAACUGUAGAAAAAGUACCAAUGUGUCAGUUUCUCCGUGAUUUAGUUCAAUUUCAUUUCAAUCUUAGGCAUUUUCCUCAUGUUGAAAAGAAGCUCAAAUCUCACAGGAGAUCCGGUAUAUUAAUUAUGUGCUACACUUGAGAUAAUCGAGGGACAUUACUUCUGACCAAAACCGUACCUCACACUCAUUUAUACUGUCCUUAUGAAUGAUAAUUCUUCUUUCGCACUCUUUAAUACUAAUUCAAUAGAAUAUUCCACUCGCCAGAGAGUAUAAUGUGAAGAAAAGCGUUAACGCCGCCAAAACCUAUAAAGCCGUUUUGACUUACUAAUUUGAAUAUGAAGUUCCUUAUUAUUUAAUUUUUCACUCAACGUUAUUAUUGAUACUGCUCACUAAUGGGGCGAAAAAUACCUUUAAGGAUUAUUUUUAUUAUUUAUUACCUAUUCCUUCGGCCUACAUUGAACGUACAUUAGGUAGCGUCAAAGAGUAAAGAUAAAAUAUAAAAGCAUACACAUAUCACACAUGUACAUAUAUCACAAAAGUUAAAUUAGAAAAUAUCAUGGUUUGCAUUUUCUACAUCCAUAUCUAUCCACAUAUGCUUUAAUGGUUUAGAAGCAGUUAUAUAUGAAGAACUUUUUUCAUUUCCCUACGAAAUAUUCCGAAGGAUUUGCAGGUCUUGAGUUUUUCCAAUGUAUAUACAAUGGUUUUUCUGGGGCCAAGUUAUAAAGGUGAGUUCCGGAAAAUAUGGGAGACCUUUUGUAGAAGGUGUAAUUCUGCCCUCACAUAACUCGGCGUAAGGUUCAUCUUGGGCAUUUUGGGUUAUACAGGGUGAUUCCUAUAGUACCUGCCACCGUUUGGGAGCGUAUAGGGGGUGCCUAGGGGAGUAUUUGAUAUAGGACACUUGGGGUCGGAAAUCUAAAAUAAGGGCGC